Nannizzia gypsea CBS 118893 is the source of this 1074-nucleotide messenger RNA. Its product is annotated as oxidoreductase. The coding region runs from base 1 to 1074 and encodes 357 amino acids. Gene Ontology annotation, cellular component: nucleus; cytoplasm. The transcript is spliced from 2 exons. NCBI's taxonomy places the organism in Eukaryota, Fungi, Ascomycota, Eurotiomycetes, Onygenales, Arthrodermataceae. The record is from RefSeq and is a predicted model, not a curated record.
AUGGUAGCCAUUAGGAGUAUAGAUGCCCACGAACACCCUUCAGCUAGGCUACGGCAGCAGUACAAGGCCUUCCGUGCGCUGAAGGUCGCUGAUAUCGACUCUCACCCCGCGAUCAUCGACCUGCGACGAGACGGUGACGGCAGUAGUCUACCUGAUGGCGUAUCAUUAGACAGAUGGCUGGCUCCGGAGCCACUGGAAACUGUUUUUGACCAGUUUAUGGGAGGAUGCGUGGUCCAAGGUGUUCCUCAGCCAGCGGCUGAGCCGCUUCCGGUAUACACACAUCGAGACAUACCUGGCCUCGAGGUUAUCCCUUCGGUGCUUCCGCCAGGGGUACAGGUAGAGCUGUUAUCGCGGUUACUGCACCGUGACCUGUCCGACCAGCGGCACCAGACCAACCUCCACCUGCACUAUAACGUCACCUACCCAAACGCAGCCUCAUGUUUGCCCGGUAUCAUGCAGGCCAGUGACAGGCCGUCCUUUUUCGAGGAUACGUUGAGCCGCUCCAUCUCGCCCAAAGAUAGCUCCGUGCACACCCCGCUUACCGUUCAAUCGAUACUGAAUCGCAAGCUUCGAUGGAUGACACUUGGGGGCCAGUACGACUGGACUGAGAAGCGUUAUCCCGCCGGCCCUCCUCCACCGUUCCCCUCCGACAUAUCCUAUCUGCUUCGGGGUAUCUUUCCAGCCACGCAGCCCGAGGCGGCAAUCGUUAACGUCUACUCGCCGGGGGACACGCUACACAUCCACAGAGAUGUCAGCGAAGAAUGUGAUACUGGUUUGAUAAGCAUCAGUUUCGGCUGUGAGGGGCUUUUCAUGGUCAGCCAUGCUGAUAAUUCGGACUUGGCCGUCAUCAGGCUCCGCUCAGGCGAUGCAGUCUACAUGGACGGCGCAUCCAGAGUGUCUUGGCAUGGUGUUCCCAGAAUCCUACCGGAUACCUGUCCCAGCUGGCUGCAAGACUGGCCUGGAGAUGCGAGCAAAGAGGGAGAUAGCAAGUUCCAGCAGUGGAAGGGCUGGAUGGCUGCCAAACGAGUCAACUUAAACGUGAGACAGAUGAAGCCGUCGAACCCAAUCGGCUGA